Molecule: messenger RNA, 1038 nt
Organism: Schistocerca gregaria
Lineage: Eukaryota; Metazoa; Arthropoda; Insecta; Orthoptera; Acrididae
Product: UDP-glycosyltransferase UGT5-like
Exons: 4
Coding region: 51-869 (272 amino acids)
Molecular function (GO): UDP-glycosyltransferase activity
Source: RefSeq, a predicted model, not a curated record
UCGGUCCUUCGGUCCCAUCGGUGUUCGAUCUCGAGAGAAACUUCAGCCUGAUGCUCGUUUCUAACCACUUCACUGAAUGCUAUCCCAGGCCAAAUCUCCCAAACUUUGUUGAACUGACUGGUCCACACAUACAGCCAGACACUAAACCUCUUCCUCAGGAGUGGCUGGACGGAGCGACUGAUGGCGUCAUCUACUUCAGCCUGGGCACCAAUGUACUGAGUAGCACAAUGCCACCAGAAAAGCGACGGGCCUUCCUCGACGCCUUUUCCCAGCUGCCUCAGAGGGUACUCUGGAAGUGGGAGACGGACGACGCGACUGACCUGCCACCUAAUGUUAAAAUGUCCAAAUGGCUUCCACAACAAUCUGUACUAGCACAUACAAAUGUCAGAAUCUUCAUCACACAAGGAGGCCUGCAGAGCUUCAAUGAAGCCACUUAUUAUGGCGUCCCUUUAAUUGGGAUUCCAUUCAUGGGAGAUCAGCAUUACAAUGUAGCAAAAAUGGUAUCUGCUGAAAUUGGUUACAGGCUGCAAUUUCGAAGUAUCACAAAGGAUGUGGUUCUAAAAGCUAUUAGAACUAUUCUUGGUGAUCCUAAGUACCGGGAAAACAUGAAAAAGUUGUCAGCAGUGUAUCGUGAGCAUCAGGCAGAGUCACUUCCGAAAGCCAUCUGGUGGAUAGAAUACGUUCUGCGCCACAAUGGAGCUCCACAUCUUCGUAGCGCAGGAAUGGACCUAAGCUGGUACCAGCUUCUGCUGCUAGAUGUCAUUGCCUUUGUGCUGUGUGUCACUGUAAUCUGUUCUGUUACGAUGUAUUCAUUGGUAAGGUUUCUCAUUUCUGUUGUUUUUAAGGAUGCAAAACUCAAGACCCACUGAGACACGAGUGCUCAUUUUCUUAGAAAGUAUUCUGGUAGCUCUUCAGCCAGUAGCCAAUAGUGAUGGCAGUGAUGAUUUAAGUUGAUAUUUUAUAACCACCUGUUCUUAUUUUCUUGUUGUUCGUAUUGUGGUGUGUGCAUGCGAGAGAGAAAGAGAGAGUAACAGCUGG